Messenger RNA from Sinocyclocheilus grahami, 1223 nucleotides. Its product is annotated as interleukin-9 receptor-like. The record is from RefSeq and is a predicted model, not a curated record. Gene Ontology annotation, molecular function: protein binding; cytokine receptor activity. Lineage: Eukaryota; Metazoa; Chordata; Actinopteri; Cypriniformes; Cyprinidae. The transcript is spliced from 9 exons. Bases 47 to 1198 code for a protein of 383 amino acids. Gene Ontology annotation, cellular component: external side of plasma membrane. Gene Ontology annotation, biological process: immunoglobulin mediated immune response; cytokine-mediated signaling pathway.
UGAAACCAGAAGCAACAACAGUCAGCAACUGCAGGGUAAAGAGAACAUGCAUUGCUCUCCUUUCAUCCUCACAUUGAUUUGUUUUUCUGAUAUUUUGGUGAAUUUUAUAACUUGGGGUGAUCAGUAUAGUCUGGAGUGUCUCAGUAAUUAUUUAUCCAAUAUCACCUGCUCUCUGAACAUCUCGGCUGAGUCUCUGGGCAAUGAAUCAUCCUACUGGCUGCAGUUCAGCACAUAUGACGAGCACUAUGACUGCACACUGAAGAUGGGAGAACAGUCGUUACUAUGCGAGUUGGAUUUAUCACCGCAUGUGGUUUUCAACGAUGUAGAGAGCUACAGGAUCUCCCUCCAUUCCGGUUACCAUGGCAACAACUUCUCCGUCGUGCUAGAUGCUGACUUCAUGCCUAGUAAACACAUUCGUCCCGUCCCUCCGUCUAACCUGUCACUGCUCUGGGAAAAAGACAGGGCUCUUUUCCAGUGGCAGAGCGGAUAUGACGCAGACAGUUUCUUCAUACCCGACCUUCAGUACCAGCUCAGCAUUUACAGUCAACACAAGCUGUAUGAGGUAGAAGCUGUUGAACAGAAGGUGUAUGUGGACGAGUCUAGAUUUGAACCUCACACAAAUUACACAGUGCGUGUGAGAUCGCGGCCAGAUCAAGUGUAUUAUAAAGGCGUGUGGAGUUUGUGGACCCCUGCGUUACACUGGAGAUCGGGGGACAUUCACAAAGAGACUCCAGGAGGAUCUUUCCCUACUGUGGGAAACAAUUAUUCCCUAUUCUCUAUUGGGUAUCUUCUGUUAGUGCCAUUGCUGCUGGUCCUUCUGUUCUGUAUCCCAUACUCCAGAUGGAGGAAGAAUAAUUAUAUACCUUCACCAGCCCCUUAUUUCAGAGACUGGGAUGUAGAUGUUCAGAUCCGUUCAACGCUGUCAGGUAAGAUGAGAGAUGUGAUGCAGGGGGAGGAGUCUCUCAAGAUUGACAUUCUGACAGAGAGCACAGACACACCCCCUCAACCCUCCACCUUAGACUAUGAGAAUUUGGGAGAGAUCCACGAGAAUGAGUCUCCCAGCAUGCCGCAGUCUCCUGUGGGCUCAGAGGUCGACUCAGGCUGCUGGAUUCGCGAUUUUGCAACAACUGAGAGAGGAAGCAUCACAUGCAGUGAGGACUACUGCACACUCUCCAAUUCACACAUUUAUGCAGUCUAACAUGUGUAUGCACACUACUGUUCAA